Tetrahymena thermophila SB210 is the source of this 945-nucleotide messenger RNA. Its product is annotated as transmembrane protein, putative. The record is from RefSeq and is a predicted model, not a curated record. Lineage: Eukaryota; Ciliophora; Oligohymenophorea; Hymenostomatida; Tetrahymenidae. The transcript has a single exon.
AUGGCUCGUCUAGAGUAAGGUAAACAAUAAACCAGCUCACAUGAUUGGAAUCUUUCUUUCAUUAAGAUGCUUCCAAAAUUAAACAAUUUUGUAAAAAAUUACCUCUUAUAGAAAAUGAUUAAAUAAAUAAAUAUUUCAAAUAAAUUAUCAUAAUAACAAAUCAAAUCAUGUAAUAAUAUGAUAAAAUUAAGAAAAAUUAAUAAUAAUUCACAACAAACAAACAAACAAAUUCAUUCAUAUUACCAAAAAACAAAUAAUAAAUAAAUAAAUAAAUAAAUUUACUUUUACUUUUACUAUUAACUAACUUCUAACUCACUCACACUCACUAUUCUCAAAAGUGGCAUUUUUGCCAUGACUAUUAACUAUCACUGUUACUUUCAACUAUUAAAUUAUUCUUAUAAAACUGUGAAAUAAGUCUAAUUCCUCAUUUUAAAUUGCUAAUUAAGUUAUAUUUUAUUUAGAAUCCAAUUUAUUGAUUCAUACAUUCAUAUUUUAUUGUUUUUUAUAACAAAAUUUUAUUGUUGUAAGCUUUAUUUUUAUAUUAUAAUUAACAUAUUUGAGACCAAUCAACAAAACAUGAAUAUGCUAAUGAUAGAUUAAAAAGAUAUGGGUUUUUCUUUCCAUUUAAUUUUGUUUUAAAUGAAUCAAUCAAUCAAUCAAACAAACAAAUUUAUUUCAUUUGGUAUUUUAUUAAAUCGUCAAUGUUUAGAAUGGAAAAAAUUUACAAGUUAAAAUGGCGAAAUAAGUGUUUUUCAAAUAAAAUUCAAGUUAAAAUUGUCUUUUAUAAAAAAUUUAAUUGCUUUGUUCUCAAAUAAAGUAAAUGGUUGUCAGGCAGCACCUACAAGAAAUUGUAUAAAAAGUCUUACAAUGAAAAUGAAUUUUUUGUUAAUGAUAAAGAUAACUUCUAAAUUAAAAAUAAGUCUGUUAAGAGUUACUUUUGAAUGA